GUCCCCACUCGGCCGUAAUCAGUAAAAUAGUUUUUUAAAUAAAUAAAAAAAAAACGGCCACGAUAUUUCAUUAUUUUUUUCUUCUGGGGGGGGCACAGAUUUGAACGAAACGGCUGAAUUUGUGUUCGAACGCUAGUGUGUUGGAGAUGAAUUGCGAAUUCGAGCGAGAGACGGGAUUUAUCAACAGUCAGCCGUCGCUCGCCGAGUGCCUGACGUCCUUCCCUCCUGUCGGUGAUGCAUUUCAAAGUUCAUCAAUCAAGAACUCGACGCUCUCUCGCGCGACACUGAUUCCUCCUCCAUUCGAGCAGACCAUCCCGAGCCUGCACCCGGGCAGUCACCCCCGCCACAGCCGGCCCAAGCAGAGUCUGGUCGGUACCGGUGCUGGUCCACUACCGGCGGCCUCGCUCCCCCCCGAAUACCCCUGGAUGAAGGAGAAAAAAGCGUCCAAGAAGAACCAGAGUCACCCAACUGCCACCGCCACAGCCCACGACACGGGCUCCCUCUAUUUCUCCCCGCAAGGAUCUCCCGAGCUCUCGGACGGCGGCGGCGGUAACGGGACCACUCGUCGGUUGAGGACCGCGUACACGAACACUCAGCUUCUGGAGCUCGAGAAGGAGUUUCAUUUCAACAAGUACCUGUGCCGACCAAGGCGCGUGGAGAUCGCGGCUCUACUGGACCUGACCGAGCGGCAGGUGAAGGUCUGGUUUCAGAACCGGAGAAUGAAACACAAACGGCAGACCCAGUGCAAGGAGAACCAUCACGGAGAGGGGAAGUUUAGAAGCCCGGAGGACAGCGAUCAGAGCGACGGGAAGUCGUUCUAUGAGCAAGCGGGGAAUAAUAGUGUGAGUGCGGCUGGUGGUGGCGGUGGGGGUGGGGGGGCUCUUUUGGAGAGAGAAACAUACCAGUUCCAACAGAAUAGCAUAACUUCACAACACACACACAGCGGCCACAAUGGCGAGGCCCACACCGCUACUGUUCCAGAGCUCAGCAGUCAUGAGAAAAAUCCCAAACAUUUCGGCUCUCCAUCACCCCCCGGAUCGACCCUGGGUGUAACAAUGGCGGAGGACUUCGCAGCUGGCCGGGACAAUAGGUCUUCUUCUCCGGCCCUGGACAUCUCUUUGCAGGACUUUCACGUGUUCACCUCGGAGACGUGUCUCCACCUCUCGGAUUCCGUGUCCCCGGGUCUGUCAGAUUCGGUUGAUAGCCCGGUAGGAAUCUCGUCGGAGGGAUUUGAUUUCUUUUCGGAGACCCUCACCACCAUCGACCUUCACCACUUGAGCUACUGACCGGACGCUCAGCCCAAGUUAAGUCCAGAACUGACCGCUUCUCUCUCUAAAAUCAGUGUUCACACUUUUCGGCGCGAUUCCGACUGUAAUCAUGAUGUAAUUGAUUAGUCCAUUAAUCUAAAGAGGUAAGUUUUGCUAAUAACAGAAUUAAGAAUUCUAUGUUUACAAGUUCGGCAAUGCAGGAAAAUAAAUAAAUGAAUAGUUUCUCUUUUUUAUUUUUGUAUCCCUUUCAGGUAACUUGAUAUUUUCUUAGAAUAAAUUUGUAUUUGUAACUAUA
Messenger RNA from Sardina pilchardus (European sardine), 1563 nucleotides. It is a transcript of the gene hoxa2b, whose product is annotated as homeobox A2b. The record is from RefSeq and is a predicted model, not a curated record. Gene Ontology annotation, cellular component: nucleus. The transcript is spliced from 2 exons. NCBI's taxonomy places the organism in Eukaryota, Metazoa, Chordata, Actinopteri, Clupeiformes, Clupeidae. The coding region runs from base 147 to 1286 and encodes 379 amino acids. Gene Ontology annotation, molecular function: DNA-binding transcription factor activity, RNA polymerase II-specific; RNA polymerase II cis-regulatory region sequence-specific DNA binding. Gene Ontology annotation, biological process: regulation of transcription by RNA polymerase II.